Aspergillus fijiensis CBS 313.89 is the source of this 1350-nucleotide messenger RNA. RefSeq names its product GPI-anchored beta-1,3-endoglucanase EglC (gene bgt2). Lineage: Eukaryota; Fungi; Ascomycota; Eurotiomycetes; Eurotiales; Aspergillaceae. The transcript has 3 exons. The record is from RefSeq and is a predicted model, not a curated record. The coding region runs from base 1 to 1350 and encodes 449 amino acids. Gene Ontology annotation, cellular component: extracellular region; cell surface; fungal-type cell wall. Gene Ontology annotation, biological process: cell wall organization. Gene Ontology annotation, molecular function: 1,3-beta-glucanosyltransferase activity; glucan endo-1,3-beta-D-glucosidase activity.
AUGCACUACAACACUUUGGCUGCCAUGGCCCUUGCGGCCUCUACUGCCGAGGCUGUCUCCCAGGGUUUCAACUACGGCAACAAGAAGGCCGAUGAGAGCUCCAUGUUCCAGGCCGACUUCGAGGCCUCCUUCAAGACCGCCAAGGGUCUGGUUGGCACUGACGGUGGCUUCACCAGCGCUCGUCUCUACACCAUGAUCCAAGCCUACAGCACCAACACCCCCAUCGAGGCCAUCCCCGCUGCUAUCGCCCAAGACACCUCGCUCCUCCUCGGUCUGUGGACCUCCGGUGGUGGCAUGGCCAACGAGCUCGCUGCCCUCAAGUCCGCCAUCUCCCAGUACGGUGAGGACUUCACCAAGCUCGUUGUCGGUAUCUCCGUCGGCAGUGAGGAUCUCUACCGCAACUCCGUCGAGGGUGUUGAGGCCUCCGCCGGUGUCGGUGUCAACCCCGACGAGCUCGUCGAGUACAUCCAGCAGGUCCGUGACUUGAUCGCCGGCACCGGACUGGCUGAUGUUCCCAUCGGCCACGUCGACACCUGGGACUCCUGGACCAACACCUCCAACGCGGCUGUCAUUGAGGCCGUCGACUGGCUCGGUUUCGACGGCUACCCCUUCUGGCAGUCGACCUUUGAGAACGACAUCAACAACGCCAAGCAGCUCUUCCUCGAUUCGUGGGAGAAGACCAAGGCCGUUGCCGGCAGCAAGGAGGUCUGGAUGACCGAGACCGGAUGGCCCGUCAGCGGUGACUCCGAGGGCGAUGCGGUCGCCAAUGCCGCCAACGCCAAGAUCUACUGGGAUGAGGUGGGUUGCCCUCUGUUCGGCAACACCAACACCUGGUGGUACAUUCUCCAGGACACCGACGGUGCCACCCCCAACCCCAGCUUCGGCGUUGUUGGUAGCACCCUGAGCACCACUCCUCUGUACGACCUGUCUUGCAAGAACUCCACUUCUUCCGCCACCUCCACUGCUUCUUCCUCCGGCUCCUCUGCCUCUGGCUCCGGCUCUUCCGGCACCGGCUCUGGCGCUUCUGCUUCCGGCUCCGGCUCCGGCUCUGGCUCCGUCUCUGGCAGCUGGGGUGGCCGUAACGGCACCUGGGGCAGCCACGGCAACGGCACUUACCCCGGCUUCCGCCCCUCCGCCAGCUCCGGUCUGACCCCCUCCGCCAGCGCUGCUGCCGGUAGCUCCGGCUCCUCCGGUUCCAGCUCCAGCUCCGGCUCUGGCUCCGGCUCCAGCACCGGCACCUCCGCUGCCGCCGCCUCUUCCUCCGGCCUCUUCACCGGUGGCUCCGGCCGUGUUCUCCCCGGCUCUCUCCUCGGUGCCGUCGUCGGCAUCCUCGCCCUGGCUGUCUUGUAA